This is a messenger RNA of Gadus macrocephalus (Pacific cod), 1211 nucleotides long. Its product is annotated as tumor suppressor candidate 3. The record is from RefSeq and is a predicted model, not a curated record. Gene Ontology annotation, cellular component: oligosaccharyltransferase complex. The coding region runs from base 45 to 1055 and encodes 336 amino acids. Lineage: Eukaryota; Metazoa; Chordata; Actinopteri; Gadiformes; Gadidae. The transcript has 10 exons.
CCCUGGUCAGAGACGCCUCUGCAGCAUCCGGACUCUCGUUCAUCAUGGCGAUUGUUGUGAGGAAAAGCGCCGCUAAGCUGCCGGUGAUGUCGGUGCUCCUCGUCCUGCUGCUGUGCGUGCUGCCAGGAGGAGGACAGAAGAAGAAGGAGAACCUGCUGUCGGAGAAGGUGGAGCAGCUGAUGGAGUGGUCCUCCAGGCGCUCUGUGGUCCGCAUGAACGGAGACAAGUUCCGGCGCUUCGUCAAGGCACCGCCCAGAAACUACUCGGUCAUCGUGAUGUUCACCGCCCUGCAGCCGCAAAGGCAGUGCUCCGUCUGCAGGCAGGCCAAUGAGGAGUACCAGGUGCUGGCUAACUCCUGGCGUUACUCCUCUGCGUUCUCCAACAAGCUCUUCUUCACUGUGGUGGACUACGACGAAGGAGCCGACGUGUUCCAGCAGCUCAACAUGAACAGCGCUCCCACCUUCAUGCACUUCCCGGCCAAAGGGAAGCCCAAGCGCGCAGACACCUUCGAUCUCCAGAGGAUCGGCUUUGCUUCGGAGCAGCUGGCCAAGUGGAUCGCCGACCGCACAGACGUGCAGAUCCGUGUGUUCCGUCCUCCUAACUACUCCGGCACCAUAGCUCUGGCUCUGCUGGUGUCCCUGGUGGGGGGUCUGCUGUACCUACGCCGCAACAACCUGGAGUUUAUCUACAACAAGACCGGCUGGGCCAUGGCCGCCCUGUGUGUGGUGUUCGCCAUGACGUCAGGACAGAUGUGGAACCACAUCAGAGGACCACCCUACGCCCACAAGAACCCCCAGAACGGACAAGUGAGUUACAUCCACGGCAGCAGUCAGGCCCAGUUUGUGGCUGAGUCCCACAUCAUUCUGUUGCUGAAUGCAGCCAUCACCAUGGGGAUGGUGCUGUUGAACGAGGCGGCUACCUCCAAAGGAGAUGUGGGCAAGAGAAGGAUCAUCUGUCUGGUGGGGCUGGGCCUGGUGGUGUUCUUCUUCAGCUUCCUCCUCUCCAUCUUCAGGUCCAAGUACCAUGGAUACCCUUACAGCUUCCUCAUUAAGUGAGAGAAGAAAGCGUGGAGGGGAGGAGGACCUUGAAGAGGAGGAAGCACAUUUCUGUUGUGUAGACUGCAUAGUGUUUUCAUCAACUGUUGCUGUCAUGUCCAAACUCCGAACUGAAACUGAAAUAAAUUAUUCUGUCUGUUUACACUGAGUAAAGAA